AUGUGUUCACUUUUGGAUAAUGACUUUGUUUACGGUUUGGGUAGUAAUGUCAGGGGGUGUCUGGGUUUGGGUCACGAGAAUGUCGUCAAAUAUCCCGAAAUUAUUGCCAAAUUAUUUGAGCAAAAAAUACAAACAUUUAUCACUGGAUACGACUUUGUGUUGGCUAUGAAUGAAAACAACCAUGUGUUCAGUUGGGGACACAAUCAUAGGGGACAGUGCGGUAGAGAUGUGACACAAAGUGGUGUUUAUUUAACACCGGAAAACAUAUCGCAUUUGAAUGACAAGAAUAUUACAUAUAUCUGUUGCGGUCGCUACCACUCGCUAGCACUCACCACCGGUGGACAGGUAUACGGGUGGGGCUGUAAUUCGGAGGGACAGGUAGGUUGCGGUGAUGAUGACAAAAAUCACGCCAUCUGUUCGCCAGUGUUGAUCAGAUUUGAUAAUAACUAUAAAAUCAAAAGUAUUUUCUGCUCGGACUUUACAUCAUAUGCCAUUACCAUCGAUGGCCUGGUAUUCAGUUGGGGCGACACUUUCUGGCAUCAAAUGGGACCCAACGUAUCGCUAUCACCAGAUAAAUCCUUUGAGACACUCAUGAAAGCGUUAGGGCUAUCAACGCAAGGUAUGGGCGCUUUUGGACAAACAAAACCUGUGCCCAAAUCUGAUGAUACAUUCCAAGAGAACCAAGAAUUGCGUGACAAAGGCUAUGAAACGCUUAUGACGGGACUGUCGGGUAUCGCGUCGAGAGGUUUCGAUGAAUCGAGUGGCGCCAACAUUGACCGCCUUAUAGAGGGUAUGUCGGCUAUGCGCGCCGGAGGAAAAUAUCCGCUGGAAAGUCAUUUCAAAAGUCUGUUCACCGAGUUGUCGGCCAUCGGUUCGGGAGGUUUUGGGACUGUGUUUAAAGUGAAGCAUAGAUUAGAUGAACAGAUAUAUGCCGUCAAAAGAGUCCAAAUUAAGAAAUCUACCGAUCAGUAUAUGAAACAAAUUCUGAAUGAAGUGAAGAAUUUAAGAAAACUUCGCUCGGAAUAUGUGGUCCAGUAUUACAGCUCAUGGGUUGAAGGGAAUGCGCUCUACAUUCAGAUGGAGUUCUGUUCACAGAAUUUACGAAAUAUUCUGGAACUGAAACCACAAGUAUUUGGUCGACAAUCAGGAGAACCUAUGGAUUUUGUCGAUAUCGCUGCAAACAAUAGCCCUAAUCAUCGGUAUAACUACCGGCGCCCGGUGUCCGCCCCGGAGGUCAUCAGCCCCUGUAUGUGCGAACACGACACCACCGAAUACUACGCCCAACCGGUGUAUAACAUCCGGUGCCCCGGCGUAGAGGAGUACGACUUGGCGCAGGUGUUUGAGGACACCUCCCGUUCCCUUAUGGGUGCGGACGACAAGUACUUCAAUGAGUUUGUGCUCAACAACACUUCUAUCAAACACUUACCGCAGAAUGUCUUCUCCGACCUAACCUUCCGUGUGAUCCGUUUGGACGGCGCCUACAGUCUGUCGUAUAUAUCAGUCUCCAUUGCCUUAUGGGAGCGAUUGGAGAGGUUUUCGAUGAAUUCAAUCAAGUAUUUCAUCGAUAAAUACACUUAA
Molecule: messenger RNA, 1578 nt
Organism: Oppiella nova
Lineage: Eukaryota; Metazoa; Arthropoda; Arachnida; Sarcoptiformes; Oppiidae
Source: the annotation of a GenBank genome assembly